AUGCCUGGUCCGAGCAUGAUAAUCGCCUCCCCCACUGGUCUGCUAAAAGGUACAUUGUGUGCCAUUAUUACCUUUUUAAUAAUGCAGGAUUUGAUUUACCGACCAAAGUUCCCCGUAGUUUAUGUAAUCUUGUGGGAACUAAAAGCCCCAGGAAAUCCUUCUUGUGCACGAUCCUUUGAGUCUUUGAUCGCUGUAGGUGGUCGGGAUUGCAACUUAAACGUCUGGGAUUUGGAAAACACAGCAAACCCGUUAUUUACUGCAAAGAACGUCAGACCUACCACAUUACUCCUCGAAGUCCCUGUUUGGAUUUCGGAUAUUUGCUUUGUUCCUCAGCAUCAUGGUCGAAUAAUUCUCACAGCAUCCAGAAUAGGAGAGGUAAGACACUAUCGCCGAACGUUUUCCGUGUUGCGCAUUCAACUUUGUCGUGAAUUUUGCUUUCAAGAUUUCAGGGGAACUUUAGUCCUGGGUGGUGUUGUAUCAUUGUUUUUUCUAUUAUUACACAAGGUGAAUUACAGUAAACGGGGAGAUCCCCAUAAGCAAAUAAUAUACUGUAAAGGGGAGAGUAAGGGAAACAUUCGCGUAAGAUCCAAUUUAUUGAUUCUGCUUUUAAAAGUCAUUGUUUAUUCAAUAUAA
Echinostoma caproni is the source of this 633-nucleotide messenger RNA. NCBI's taxonomy places the organism in Eukaryota, Metazoa, Platyhelminthes, Trematoda, Plagiorchiida, Echinostomatidae. The record is from the annotation of a GenBank genome assembly.